GGGUGGUGACAUUUCUAGAAACACGCCGAAAUAUAAGGUUAAAUAAGAUAGUAAAUAAACAAUACAGCCAAAUAUAUGACAUAAAAUAGCACUAAACAACAAUGAAAAAAUAAAACGAAGACAUUUUCAUUGAUGGUAUUUUUUUGGAUUUUUUUUGUAUUAUUUUGACAGAAUAUAUCGUAAAUGAAAGUGAAGAAUUUUCAAAGUUUUUGUUUUUUAUUAAAUUGAAAACAAAACUAAUGUUGUUAAGUUGAAUUUUCAGAGAAAAUUAUUUAUAAUAAAUUGAUUGACAAUUAUGAAUAUUUUACCCAAAAAGAGGUGGCAUGUUCGAACUAAAGAAAAUAUUGCCCGAGUUAGAAGGGAUGAAGCUAAAGCUGCUGAAGAAGAACUUGCCAAACAAAAACGACAAGAAUUAGCUGAACAAGAAGCACGAACUAAUUUACUUAGAAAGCGAGCAAAAGACCGAUUUAAUAAUGAUGAAAUUCCUGAUGAAAUAGAGGAAUCUACUCCAACAUCGGUAGGGCAUGUUAAUUUUUUUGCCGAAUUAGAAGAUGGAAAAGUUAGUCAUCAUAAACCAAAUAAAGAACAUGAAAAAGAAAAGAAAGACGAACAGGAAAAAUAUGAAAAACAAAUUGGAUAUUUAACAUAUUUAGGACAAGAUACUAACGAAGCUUUGGGUAAGAGAAAUUGGUACGAUGUUUUACCUGAAAAAGUGGAUGAGAAAACUGAAGUUGGAUUGGCAAAAAAAUUAAGAGAUGAUCCAUUAGGCCUAAUUGAUAAAUUGCUUAAACAUAAUAAAACAUCCACAAGCUUGAGUAAACCUAGAGAAAUUUCAUUUAUUCAAAGUGAAAGCAAAAGCGAAAAAGAGAAACGUAAACGAAAGUGUAGUGAAAGUUCAACUGAUGAAAGAAAAUAUAAGAAAAAAUGUAAGAAAAGUAAAAAACAUAAAAAGAAGCAUAAAAGACGACGAAGUAGUUCAAUUGAAUUGAAUCAUGAUGACUCGUAUGAAAUUGAAAAGAAAAAGAAAUUAGAACAGUUACGACAGGAACGUCUGAAGCGUGAACGUGAAGAGCGAUUAAAAACUGAGAAAUUGUUAGCUAAACUACGUGGAGAUGUCAUCGAAGAACCAAAAAUUGAUCAAACCAAAAGGAUUCCAAUCAAACAAAAAUAUAAUUCUCAAUUUAAUCCAGAAAUUGCAAAACAAAAUUAUGAUGAUCGAUAUUAGAUUUAAUUUGCUGUUUGUAAAUAGUUUGUAUUGUA
This is a messenger RNA of Chrysoperla carnea, 1260 nucleotides long. RefSeq names its product leukocyte receptor cluster member 1 homolog. The transcript has 3 exons. Bases 296 to 1225 code for a protein of 309 amino acids. Lineage: Eukaryota; Metazoa; Arthropoda; Insecta; Neuroptera; Chrysopidae. The record is from RefSeq and is a predicted model, not a curated record.